Messenger RNA from Schistosoma bovis, 693 nucleotides. NCBI's taxonomy places the organism in Eukaryota, Metazoa, Platyhelminthes, Trematoda, Strigeidida, Schistosomatidae. The record is from the annotation of a GenBank genome assembly.
GUCGAAAUUAGGCUGCAGCGUUUCAGCAUGGAUCUCUCUGGGAAACUUAUUAUCAAAGCUCAACUAGGACAUGACUUGCGACGAAUCCCAAUACAUAAUGAGGAAAUCACUUACGAUGAACUUAUUUUAAUGAUGCAACGUGUCUUCAAACAGUAUAUUACAAAGGAAGAUGAAUUAUUGGUAAAAUAUAAGGACGAAGAUGGGGACUUUAUAACGAUUGAGGAUGAGUCUGAGCUCUCCCUCGCCAUACAGUCCAGCAAGGUGCUACAGAUUAAAGUCUUCGUUGUAAACAAACCUGAAAUAUUACAAUGUACUGCUCCAUUUAAAAACAGAAAAGACGGUGAAGCUAAAAAACUCGAAUCAGGGGAUACGUUUUCUUUAGUUUAUGAACUUCAACGGCUUGGUAACCACAUCCUAAACGUAGCUGAUCGUAUUCAAAAAACGUUUUCUGCCAACAGUUCCAUGGAUAUAGCUUUCACUAACUGUAAUCGACCUGAAAUAGUAGACAAAACAGACUCAAUAUGCAACCCGGAGAGUAACAAGGAAUUCGAUCCGUUGUCUAAUGUCCGAUCUACAGAUGUUACAAUCUCUUCUCCAAAUCCACCCAUCUACUUGUCAUCAAUCAACAGUUCAGAUAACAUUUCGAAAUCAAAAUCUUGUGUGCGUGUAGAUAAUAGAAUGAUUUUAGCAUGA